Spea bombifrons (plains spadefoot toad) is the source of this 1644-nucleotide messenger RNA. RefSeq names its product apolipoprotein A5 (gene APOA5). Gene Ontology annotation, cellular component: blood microparticle; high-density lipoprotein particle; extracellular region. The transcript has 4 exons. The record is from RefSeq and is a predicted model, not a curated record. NCBI's taxonomy places the organism in Eukaryota, Metazoa, Chordata, Amphibia, Anura, Pelobatidae. Gene Ontology annotation, biological process: phospholipid efflux; cholesterol homeostasis; high-density lipoprotein particle assembly. Gene Ontology annotation, molecular function: cholesterol binding; phosphatidylcholine-sterol O-acyltransferase activator activity; phospholipid binding. Bases 150 to 1175 code for a protein of 341 amino acids.
AGCUUCUGAACAGAUGCAUUUGUUAAGAGACUGUGGUCAGAGAACUGAAGAAACAGUACGUGGCGUGGUUCUCUCAGAAAACUGAUGUGUUUCCUGCGUCUUAAAUCUGAGAUCUGAUUCAUUUAAUAAAAGGCACAUAAAACAUCAGAAUGCAAAUAACAAGAUUGGGUUAUCUGCUGUUAUUCAUUGCUCUGACGGGUUGCCAAGCGGACCGCAGUGGAUUCUGGGAUUACUUUAGUCAGCUAACCAGUGAGAAGGAUGAAUGGGAUCUUCAGGAGAGUGCACGAGGAGAAUUCAGUGGCAUGAAGAGCAGUUUUCGGCAUGGUAUUAGUUAUGUAGGUAAUUUUCUAGGGCCCCUCAAGAGUGGAUUUCAGAAACGACUCUAUGAGGACUCUGAUGGGCUGCGUCGACUGAUACGCAAGGAGCUGCAGGAGCUUCGUAGGAAACUAUACCCAUAUAUGGAUGAAGCACACAUAAGAAUCAGCAGUAAUCUAGAACAACUACGAAAGCGCCUACUUCCUUACACGGAGGAGCUGAAAGAACGGGUAGGAUGGGGAGCUCAAGAACUCCAUGCACAGCUUGGUCCAUACAAGGAGGAUAUGAAGACUGGAAGAGUACACGGUUUGGCAGAAAGCCUCCAUGACCGAAUUACAUUGAACACAGGAAGAGUCAGGCAAGUUUUGUACCCACUGGCUGAGCGUCUCAUUGCAGAGGUCCAUCAUGCAGCAGAAGAGUUACAUGGAAACCUUGCACCUCAUGCCCAGAUCACACAGGAGCAACUGAGCCAACAAGUACAAGAGCUCUCCCGGAAACUGACUCUGAAUGCAAGGGAGCUUCAUGAAAAGAUCCAGAAGAAUCUGGAUGUGCUGAAAGAACAGUUGGUGUCUUACCCAAAAGAACUAAAGGAAAGGUUUCCGAAGGGAGAGGUUGUUGAACCAGUAGCACCCUACAUGGAGGAAAUGGCUGCUCAGGUGCAGAGGGAAGUGGAGGAAUUUCAUAGGAGCACUCAGAGGCAGAUUGAGGAUUUUACACACAUGAUUAAUAUGGAAGCAGAAGAAAUUCAACUCAAGCUGUCCCCUGCUUCUUGGGAUUUCCAUGACAGUGUCAGUUCAGUUGAAGAUGUGCAAGAGAAAUUAGACUCCUUGUGGAAAGACAUAUCCGAAAGUCUGAACUAGGGAGGGUUAAACAGACUUAGGAAAGGUUGUGACACAGCAAAUAUGAACAUUGUUCGCAAUAAGGAAUACUUCAGGAGGCCCCUGAAACAGUUGCUUUAACACAAAGGGUCAACAAUAUUAUUGCAAUUUGUUUACAAGCCUAUUGUCACUUGCUUUCUAAUUUAAAACUUGUAGCAGUAGCAGUAGUUUAUUUACAGUUCAACUUUCUUUUUAAAGGAAGGUGUUUAUUAUAUUGCAUCCCUUUCCAUGUUUAGGGUAAAAUAUACUUAAUAUACAUAAAUCCAAAAAUGUAAAAAAAUGUAUAACUAAUAUAUAAGAUAACUUAUGUGUAUGAGGGUAAUCUUUCAUAAAUUGUGUCAUAAUUGCAGCAUUUUUAUAACAAACACUUUUGCCUAUGUGUCAAGGUUUUUUACAUUUCCGAGACAUGCUAUUGUUCAAAACAUUGCAAUAUCAAUUUAAAAUAUGUUAA